Messenger RNA from Solanum tuberosum (potato), 2211 nucleotides. RefSeq names its product subtilisin-like protease SBT1.2. The coding region runs from base 1 to 2211 and encodes 736 amino acids. Gene Ontology annotation, biological process: proteolysis. The record is from RefSeq and is a predicted model, not a curated record. NCBI's taxonomy places the organism in Eukaryota, Viridiplantae, Streptophyta, Magnoliopsida, Solanales, Solanaceae. The transcript has a single exon. Gene Ontology annotation, molecular function: serine-type endopeptidase activity.
AUGACUUGCAUUUUUAUCAUCACGUUUGCUUUUUGGUUGAUUUUUCAUUUCGUAGUUGCUCAACCUCAGACCGGUUUGCAAAAUUAUCUUGUUCAUGUAAAUAAGCCUGAUGUACAAGUUGUGACUAAUUCAGCUGAUUUGAAAAGUUAUUAUAACUCUUUUUUACCGGUAGAGAUUGUUGGUUCAGAGGAGCCAUCGCGAAUUAUUCACUCAUAUCACCAUGUGGUAUCUGGCUUCGCAGCCAGGUUGUCAGCUGAGGAGGUAAAAGAAAUGGAAAUGAAAGAUGGUUUUGUGUACGCGAGGGUUGAGAAGAUUUUAGCUUUGCAUACAACGCAUACUCCAAACUUUUUGGGGUUGUAUCGGAAUGUGGGGUUCUGGCAAGAGUCAAAUUAUGGUAAAGGUGUGAUUAUUGGGGUUCUAGACACUGGGAUUAAUCCAGGUCAUCCAUCUUUUAGUGAUAAAAACAUGCCACCUUCACCGGAGAAAUGGAAAGGGAAAUGUGAAUUCAUAGGGAAUGUAACGUGUAAUAAGAAGCUUAUUGGUGCGAGGAAUUUUGUGAGGGGUUCAACUGAUCCACCUUUUGAAGAAGGAGGCCAUGGCACGCUUACAUCAAGCGUAGCUGCUGGAAACUUUGUUGAUGAUGCAAAUGUGUUUGGCAAUGCUAAUGGCACAGCAGCCGGAAUGGCUCCUCUUGCUCACAUUGCUAUGUACAAGGUGUGUUCAGACUCUGGUUGUUCCGAUGUUGACACAUUGGCUGCAAUUGAUGCUGCAAUAGACGAUGGUGUUGACGUGCUUUCUCUCUCCAUUGGUGGAUAUACUGCUCCAUUUUAUGAUGAUGGUAUGGCCAUUGGCGCUUUUGCUGCAAUCCAAAAGGGUAUCUUCAUGAGUGCUUCUGCUGGUAACGAUGGUCCACUCAGUGCUACACUAUCAAAUGUGGCCCCUUGGAUUCUCACAGUUGGCGCUAGCACCCAUGAUAGGAAGAUAGUGGCAACCGUUGUAUUAGGAAAUGGACAAGAAUAUGACGGUGAAUCAAUUUUUAACCCCUCAGACUGUCAUACCUUUUUUCCUUUGGUGUACCCUGGCUUGUUAAAUCAAGAAUCUGCAGUAUGUAAAUCAGGAUCACUGAAUAACGCUAAUGUCAAAGGCAAAAUUGUCGUGUGUGACAAAGGCGGUGGUGUAACAAGACUUGAGAAAGGGAAAACAGUAAGGGAUGCAGGUGGUGUUGCUAUGGUUCUUGUCAAUCUAGAGAUUGACGGAGAUGGCACAUUAGCUUAUGUUGAUGUCCUUCCUACGACAAAUGUAGGUUAUAGUACAGGAGAAAUGAUUAAAGCCUACGUAAACUCAACCUCCACACCUUUGGCCGGAAUCCUUUUCAAAGGCACUAGCAUAGGCUUUAAGAGUGCACCAUCAGUAUCGUCUUUUUCCUCUAGGGGUCCUAGCUUGGCAAGUCCAGGCAUACUCAAACCAGACAUUAUCGGUCCUGGAGUGAACAUCCUUGCAGCAACACACGUUUCAGCGGAGAACAAAAUUGGCACCUAUUUGACAUUUAACAUCGUCUCAGGUACCUCAAUCUCAUGUCCUCACCUUAGUGGCAUUGUGGCUCUGGUUAAAAGUGCACACCCUGAUUGGUCACCAGCUGCUAUUAAAUCCGCGAUAAUGACUACAGCUGAUCAAUUCAAUCUUGAAGGUCAGCCCAUCCUUGAUCAGAGGAAUCUACCAGCUGAUAUUUUUGCUACUGGUGCCGGACAUGUAAAUCCAUCAAAAGCAAAUGAUCCGGGACUUAUUUAUGACAUCCAACCGCAUAACUACAUCAUGUAUCUAUGCGGUCUUGGCUACACCGAUAAACAAAUUGGACUCAUAGUGCAACAAACUAUCAAAUGCUCACUACAAUCAACCAUACUUGAGGCAGAACUAAACUAUCCUUCUUUCUCUAUUAUACUAGGACAACAGUCACAAAAUUAUACAAGAACGGUUACAAAUGUUGGUGAUGCAAGCUCAACUUAUGUCGUUAACAUCAUUCAAAUUCGAGGAGUCCAUAUAGUUGUUGAGCCAACCACACUUGCCUUCACCAAGGUGAACCAACAAGCAACUUAUUCAGUUUCCUUUACACAAAUAGGUAGUAGCAUCACUGGCCAUUUUGUUCAAGGAACUAUAUCAUGGAUGUCUAAUAAGUAUGUUGUUAGAAGCCCAAUCUCUGUUGAAUUGGAAUAA